Molecule: messenger RNA, 1005 nt
Organism: Coccidioides posadasii C735 delta SOWgp
Lineage: Eukaryota; Fungi; Ascomycota; Eurotiomycetes; Onygenales; Onygenaceae
Biological process (GO): DNA replication; DNA damage response
Cellular component (GO): nucleus
Molecular function (GO): double-stranded DNA binding
Source: RefSeq, a predicted model, not a curated record
AUGCCGCGCGCAGAGGUUGGGAGUACAAAGUUUAUCUCCAAUAAGUUGAAGUCGAAAGGGUUGCAGCGCUUACGUUGGUACUGUCAGGUUUGCCAAAGGCAGAUGCGCGAUGAGAACGGUUUCAAAUGCCACACUCAAUCCGAAUCACACGUCCGCCAGAUGCUCCUAGUGGGAGAGGAUCCGAAGAAGUACAUUCAGGGUUACUCAAAUGAUUUCCUCCGCGACUUUAUCCAGUUGUUGCGGACUUCGCAUGGCGAGAAACAGGUCCACAUCAACCAUUUCUAUCAAGAGUACAUCGCCAACAAGGAGCAUAUCCACAUGAACGCCACGAAGUGGUCGAGCCUGACGGAAUUUGCGAAAUAUUUGGGCCGGGAAGGGAUAUGUAGGGUUGAAGAGGGAGAGAAGGGCAUUUUCAUCUCGUGGAUCGAUAAUAGUCCCGAAGCACUGAGAAGGCAGGAUGCCAUUCGAAAACGUGAAAGGCAGGAUCGUGGGGAUGAGGAGCGAGAAAAGAAGCUGAUCGAGGAUCAGAUCAGAAGAGCUCAGCGGGAUAAAGACGCCACAGGCACUGGAGAUGGCGAUGCCCCGGAGGCGCCUAAGAAACUACAAAGGGUAGAAGGAGAGAAGAUUACGCUGAAUUUCGCCUCGAAGCUUACCCCCCAAGAGAACUCUGCUUUCUCUUCGGCUUCUGAGAAGCCGGAUCAACCUAAGAUGGACCAUGAGUCUGAAACAGAGAAAUCGGAAAUCACUUCCUCAGCGUCGACGCCAGCUCCAGCAGCUCAAACGCAAAAGGUGCCAAUCAAACUUGGACUUGGAAGUUCAGGUUCAAAGCCGAAGAACGUCUUUGCUUCGAUGUCCAAAAAGACUGCAGCUACCAAAAAAGCCGAUAUACCGCCUAGGCCACUAAGCGCUAUUGAACGAGUAAUGAAAGAGGACAUGGAACGAAAACGGGCAAGGGAAAACAGUGGUUUUAAGGGAUCUACGAUGAAGCGCCAAAAGAUAUCAUGA